Molecule: messenger RNA, 1743 nt
Organism: Syngnathus acus (greater pipefish)
Lineage: Eukaryota; Metazoa; Chordata; Actinopteri; Syngnathiformes; Syngnathidae
Product: somatostatin receptor type 5-like
Exons: 4
Coding region: 321-1472 (383 amino acids)
Biological process (GO): regulation of insulin secretion; neuropeptide signaling pathway; cellular response to glucocorticoid stimulus
Cellular component (GO): neuron projection; membrane
Molecular function (GO): somatostatin receptor activity; neuropeptide binding
Source: RefSeq, a predicted model, not a curated record
CUCACAUAAAUACUCACCGUGCAUCCAUCCUUGACGGGCUUCCAACACGGUGUCGUCUCCGGAGCGAAGCUUCCAAAGCCACCUGCACGACGGGGCAAAGUUCACCCUCAUGUUUAGGCCACUGAAGAUGGCGGGAGGAGCGUGCUGACGGUCAUAAAGAUGACUCUUCGAAGGGACGAGGAAAGGUUCUUGUCUUUGACCUUGAAAGAAAUUCCAAGACUGUUCUGAUGCCGAGAGAGCACGGAGGCAUCACUCCAGAUAGCGGCGUGGAGAAGAUGAGGAGCGCGGUCACAGCUCCAUUUGGAUAACCCUGCCCAAAGAUGGCCGACUACAAUAUCACAGUGUCUGAGGAGGUGGCGGACAUGUCUUUCCCUCAGCACCACAUGACGGAGCACAACGGCAGCAUGUCCAACGAGACGGAGCCGCUGGCGUUCCGCGUCGUCACGGGGCUGGUCUACAGCGUGGUCUUCAUGGUGGGCCUCUUGGGCAACUCCUUGGCCAUCUUCGUGGUGAUCCGCUACACCAAGAUGAAGACGGUGACCAACCUGUACAUCCUGAAUUUAGCCGUGGCGGACGAACUCUACAUCUUGGGAAUCCCCUUUUUGGCCACCAACAGCGUGCUUUACUACUGGCCCUACGGGGAUUUUUUCUGCAAGGUGUGCAUGACCGCCGACGCCAUGAGCCAGUUCAUGUCCACCUUUUGCCUGACGGUGAUGAGCAUCGAUCGCUAUCUAGCGGUGGUUCAUCCCAUCCGCAGCGUCGGGUGGAGGAGGCCGCAGGUGGCCAGGAUUUUCAGCGCCAUGCUGUGGCUGGUGUCGUUCCUGGUGGUGCUGCCGGUCACCAUCUACUCGCAUGUACAGGAGGGCUUCGACACCUGCAACAUCACGUGGCCCGAGAUGCAGAACUGGUGGUCCGUGGUCUUCAUUCUCUACACAUCCAUCCUCGGCUUCUUCGGACCGCUCUUGAUCAUUAGCAUCUGCUACUUGCUCAUUGUUAUCAAGGUGAGGUCAGCCGGCACUCGCGCGGGUGUGACCAAGCGCCGUAAGUCCGAGCGCAAGGCCACCCGCAUGGUGGUGAUCAUCGUCCUGGUCUUUGUCCUUUGUUGGAUGCCCUUCUUCACCACCAACAUCGUCAACCUGGUGCACAUCAUCCCCGAGAACAACGCCACAGCAGCCGUCUACUUCUUCUUAGUCAUCCUGACUUACGUGAACUCCUGCGCCAACCCGAUCCUAUACGGCUUCCUCUCGGUCAAAUUCCGGCAGAGCUUCCAGAAGGUGCUCUGUUUCCACAAAGCCCAGAAGGUUCCAUCUGCCGCACACACCGACAACCACCUGCCUCUUUUCCCAGCCAGGAAUCCCAACCACAAUGGAAACAUUCAGAACAGCCAGGCUGUCCAGAUGGAGGCUGCUGCUGCUGCGGCAAAACCUGACAAUGACUCCUCAAAUGGCUUGAACGGUCAAUCAAAGCUGUGAGAUGACGCAACACAAACAAAAGUGCCGCCCGCCGUUUAGCAUUCGACUGCUCUUUAGCUUUCAUUCAUUGGAUUAAGAUUCGAUUUGGAUUCAUCUUCAGAGUUUCGUUUUUAUUCGUUCAAUUUAAGAGGAGUCAAUAAAUGGAAUUCUUCCAUGACCGAGAGCAGUAUUUUUGUAUGAUGUUCAUGUCUUUUUUUUUUUCCUGGGAAAUAUCGGUGGUUCUGAUUGAGAAAUAAAUAAUACUGCAGUCGGUGUGUGAUGCCCUCCUCCC